Molecule: messenger RNA, 2272 nt
Organism: Pseudomassariella vexata
Lineage: Eukaryota; Fungi; Ascomycota; Sordariomycetes; Amphisphaeriales; Pseudomassariaceae
Exons: 4
Coding region: 1-2208 (735 amino acids)
Source: RefSeq, a predicted model, not a curated record
AUGACUAACUCAUCAUCUUCCAGCUCGGACUCCAGUGGUGGAGGAGCACCUCUUCGUUCGAUCCCAGCCUCCCCCAAGCAGGGUCGCCGCGAGCAAUCGAAGAGCGACUCUCCCACUGACGAUGAGAUGGCCCUCGUCCGCGCCAGCUCGGCCUUCCAUCAGAUUGGCCAGUGCAGUGGCGGUCAAGGUAACAACGGCCAGGGCAACAACGGCUACGGAAAUCAAGGUAACUACAAUCAGCCUCCUAAACGCGACAAUGAUCCCUUCAUGUCGCAGACGCCCUCUCGCCCUGCUCGACCCGUCACGGCAUUCCAGAAUCGAUCGCCUUAUGUCAGUACGCCUGCCACCUACCGACUGCAGCAGGCGAUGCAGUCUGGUGGUGGCCGGGACAACUCGCAACAACCGGUUUUUCAGGAAUCUGCCGCGAUCCAGCAAAUACUCAUCCUUGCUAUGCAGUACUUGCGCAUCACGCCGGGCGUCCCGUCUCACGUCGCCGACAACAUCCAGUCGUCCCACGUUGACGCUGGCCAGCGACUGAACGGGUUAGUCACCCGAGUGGAUAGGGAUUACCGCGGGAUGCAGUACGAGGUGGGUGAGGCUCGUCUUCAGGUCGAUCGCGUCCAGAAGGAGCUUGAUGCGCGCAAGAAGCAAGUCGGUGAAUCGCAGGCCGAGUUGCAGAAGCUUGCUCGUUACAGAGAGUCCCAGGAUAAGAAGAUCAAGGAACUCGAGAAGGAUCUUCGCUCCGCUCAGGAGGAGCUCAAGCGUGUUCGUGAGCAGAAUAAGCGCUUCAAGGGCCAAGAUGAGUCCCACUUGAAGCAGGUUCAGGGCUUGGAGAAUGAGAUCAAGAGUCUCCGGAUGUCUUCGGAUAGCAAGUCAAUGGCGCUUGUCAAAGUCCCCGACUCUCCCCUCGCUGGCCACAACUCUGCCGACAAGAACGCCGACACCGCCACGUUGAUGCCCAUGCUCCUCAAGUAUAGUCAGGAGAGCGGCGCAACCCAGAAUUCUCGCUACAGCGAGAACUUCAACUCGGAUGAGCUGCUGCGGUCCAACCUGAACCGCCCUUACGCUGCCCAGGAUGCACGCUCCUACGGCAACUCCUUCUCUGGUCCUUCCCGCAACGAGCGACCCGGCACCCGAAUGGGUUAUCGUAAUCACGGCAGUUUCAGCUCUAAUCAGUCUGCCGGUCCCUCGGGCUUCGCCCCCGCUGGCAUGCCUCGCUACAGCGGCAACAACUCGACUCUCAACCCCCACCACCAAGACCUCAGCCGAAUGCCCACCAUCAUGACCGAGUCCGGCGGCGGCCCGCUGAACAAGCACAAAGGCCUCCCAGCCGUUGACGACUACAGCGACACCUACAUCCCGCGCAACAAGGAGAACUGGAACGACCAGGAUAUCACGGCGGCCUUCACCCGCCUCUACGGCCUCGUUGAAGGCUACGUCGCCAACGAGCACUGCAACGCUCCCUUCAAAGAGCCCGAUGUGACUCUGGCCAAGGUCGAGCCCUUGACUUGGGAGUAUAUCCUGGCUAUUGGUCUGACUAAUCGCGUAAUGAGUGCCAAUCAUAUGACGCACUUGCUGGGCCAGGAGGCCGUUCGUCACUAUGUCAUCAAGCGCAUGAUCGUCGAGUACAUCUUUAAGAAGAUGAUUCAGCCUCAAGUGUUCCUUGGUUUCAGCCCUGAGGUGGACAGCCAUCUGCGUGCCCUGCAAGAGAGGAUGCGCUCUCGUUUCCCUGGUGCCGGCCCUGGCCGUCCCCAAGGCAAGCAACGCCAACGCAUAAUCGAGGACCACGCCAAGGUAGUCCAACACAUCAUCACUACCCCCGAGGGCAAAGACUACCGCACGGGCAUCGUAGAGCGCCACUCGGAAACGCUUCUCAACAUCCUGCGCCCCCUCCGCAACUCCUCCUCCGACGAACACGAGGCCCUCAAGUCCAUCCGCAUCGUCGUCAACGCCGCCUGGGCCAUCACCUCCAAGAUCUGGUGCACGGGCGUCACGGUGCACUUCUUCUUCCCCGAGACGGGGAGCAAGUUCAGCUUUGGCCAGAUGAGACCCAUGAAUCAUCUGCAUAUGAGCCCCGAGCAGAUGCAGUACUCGCAGUAUCGCGUUAUGCUGGUUGUCGUGCCGACGCUGAGUUUGCGCGAUGAUAGGGAUUUGGAUUCGUUGAGGACCGCCGAGUUGAUGAAGGCGGAUGUUUUGGUCAUGAAAUAGGUGGCUUUGAGCCUCGUAUUGACCAGACCAACUCUUUUUGGUUUUGGUCUUUCUUGGCGGCGAG